AUGAGCGAUAUAACGUUGAUUAAGGAAAAAGCCGAAGAGUACAUUCAGUGGGAUCCUGUUGAGAGCACGCGAGAAGAAAUCCGUAAGUUGCUAACAGAAGAAAAAUGGGACGAAUUGCGCAAUCUUAUUCUCAAUCGUCUUGCUUUUGGAACGGCAGGUUUGAGAGGAAGAAUGGGAGCUGGCUAUUGCCGAAUGAAUGAUCUGGUGGUUCUCCAGACUGCGCAAGGAAUUUGCGAAUACAUUCUCUCUGUUUUCGGAGAAGAUGCGAAAAAGCGUGGAAUUGUGAUAGGAUACGACCAUCGCCGUUUGGGUGAUCUUUCCUCGAAGUCCUUUUUUGAUAUUUCCGUAAAGGUCUUCAACCAAAAAGGCAUUCCUGUGUACGGUUUCAAUCAGUUUUCCUUUACUCCCCUGGUGCCUUUCAGCAUUUCAGCCUAUCACUGCUGUGCAGGCAUCAUGAUCACCGCUUCCCACAACCCCGCAGCCGACAACGGCUACAAGAUUUACUGGGAAAACGGCUGCCAGAUCAUUUCUCCCCACGACGCCGGUAUUUCCCAGCAAAUUGCGGCAAAUCUCAAGCCCUGGUGCGACUACGCCGCUCUCCACAUGGUGGAAUUCGUGGAUGUGACCGAAGACGCCAUUGCCAAGUACAUGGCCUACACCACGCUGAAACUCCACACCAACUCCAACGCCCUCAACGAAACCUGCCCCGCGAUUCUCUACACGGCCAUGCACGGCGUGGGCUACCGCUUUGUGAAGCAGCUGCUGGACCACUUCCAUAUUCCGCCGUGCGCGGUCGUGGAAGCGCAGAUCGACCCGGACCCCACGUUCCCGACCGUUUCCUUCCCCAACCCCGAGGAAAAAGGCGCAUUGGAUCUGGCGCUGAGAACGGCGGAGUCCCGCGGGUUGCGGUAUGUGAUGGCGACGGACCCGGACGCGGACCGAUUCAUCUGUGCGGAGCGAUUGGAGGAGGGCUGGCAUGUGUUCAAGGGGGACGAGAUCGGGGCUGUGUUCGGGUUUUACAUGUGCAGCCACAGCAAAGCGGAGAAGAAAUGCAUGGUGAAUAGCGUGGUGAGCUCGAGACUGCUGCUGAAGAUCGCAGAACGGUUCGGAGCGCAUUGCGAGCAGACGCUGACGGGGUUUAAGUGGAUGGGAAACAAGCAGGAGGAGCUGGAGAAGGCGGGGUUCGAACCGAUGGUGACGUACGAGGAAGCGAUUGGUUACGCUGUGGGCGGAGCGUUGCGCGAUAAGGACGGAGUGUCGGCGAUGGCGAAGAUGAGCGAGAUUGUAGCGGAGCUGCAUGCGGAGAACCGGACAUUGUUCGGGUUUUUGCAGGAAAUAUAUGCGAAGUGCGGGUUCUUUACGACGCGCAACAGUUAUGUGAUUUCGAAUGACAAGGCGUACACCAAUCACAUUUUCGAACGAUUGCGGAACGAUGGCAAGUACCAAUUCAAGUUCGGGGAGUUCCAGAUCGCUUCGAUCCGCGAUUUGACCGUCGGUUAUGACUCGAAGCGAGGCUUCGAUGGGUUCAAGCCGAGCCUUCCGGUGGAUCCAUCGAGCCAUAUGAUCACGUAUGAGUUCGUGAAUGGCGCGUGUUUGACGCUGCGAACGAGCGGGACCGAGCCGAAGAUCAAGUAUUAUCUGGAAGUGACGCAUGCGGAGAAGGAGGAAUGCGAGAAACUGGGCGAUCGGAUGGAGAAGGCGAUCGUGAGUGCAGCGUUUGGCGAGCAGUCGAGUGUUUGUUACAAACAAUCAAAGUGUGAAACUCGUACAAAAGAGAGAAAUGCUGCUGCAACGCGCUGA
This is a messenger RNA of Blastocystis hominis, 1800 nucleotides long. RefSeq lists its product as hypothetical. Lineage: Eukaryota; Bigyra; Opalinata; Blastocystidae. Gene Ontology annotation, molecular function: phosphopentomutase activity; magnesium ion binding. The transcript has 10 exons. The coding region runs from base 1 to 1800 and encodes 599 amino acids. The record is from RefSeq and is a predicted model, not a curated record. Gene Ontology annotation, biological process: purine ribonucleoside salvage; carbohydrate metabolic process.